AUGUCCAUCCAGAUCGUCAACGCCCUCUACGCCUUCGGGCGGUACCAGUACGUCUCGCUCAAAUUCGUCAACGCCAUGAUCGAGGAGACGAGGCGCCGCAACCUGCUGGAAGAGAUGGAACCCGCGAGCCUCGCGACGUUGGCGAGCCCUGCCGGGAGGUAG
Molecule: messenger RNA, 162 nt
Organism: Prorocentrum cordatum
Lineage: Eukaryota; Dinophyceae; Prorocentrales; Prorocentraceae
Source: the annotation of a GenBank genome assembly